AUGACGUCCGUCAUACGUCCAGACGGCACCAUGGGGGUUUAUACCUCUGAUGUUGAUCCCAAACCCGAGAUCUGGGAAAACUUUGAUCCAUCCGCACUCCUCGCAGCCGCCAAGGAGGAGGAGGAGAAGAAGAAGAAGCAGAAAGGGCCAGCCAGCGUCCCUCCCCCCUCCAAUACAUCCGUUGUGCCCCCACCACCCGUCGUCCACCGCGAGAGAACAUGGCUUCAGCGCUUCGAGGCGGUAGAGCUAGCUUUCAAACUCGGACAGGCUCGCAUGUGGACUCUCACACCUCCCCCUUCGCCCCCUCGACCCGCCCCAAGUGCCCAGUGA
Molecule: messenger RNA, 330 nt
Organism: Fusarium vanettenii 77-13-4
Lineage: Eukaryota; Fungi; Ascomycota; Sordariomycetes; Hypocreales; Nectriaceae
Exons: 4
Coding region: 1-330 (109 amino acids)
Source: RefSeq, a predicted model, not a curated record